This is a messenger RNA of Chanos chanos (milkfish), 2448 nucleotides long. RefSeq names its product semaphorin-4B-like. The record is from RefSeq and is a predicted model, not a curated record. NCBI's taxonomy places the organism in Eukaryota, Metazoa, Chordata, Actinopteri, Gonorynchiformes, Chanidae. Gene Ontology annotation, cellular component: plasma membrane. Gene Ontology annotation, molecular function: chemorepellent activity; semaphorin receptor binding. The transcript has 15 exons. Gene Ontology annotation, biological process: negative chemotaxis; semaphorin-plexin signaling pathway; neural crest cell migration. Bases 1 to 2448 code for a protein of 815 amino acids.
AUGGCUGAAAGUGAGGGAUUCAAAGGGAAGAGAAAAUGGAGGGAUGAGGAAAGAGAGGAGAGGCCUUUACCAGUGAGGAUCUCUGACAUUUGUCCCAGGUUGUACUCAUACAAGGCAGAGGGAAGAUCAGUGAGGGAAUUCUCUGUGGAUGGUGUGUAUAAUUACACAUCCCUCUUACUGAGUCCUGCUGAUCAGAAGCUGUAUGUAGGAGCCAGAGAAAACCUGUUCUCCCUUGACCUCAAUGAUAUCACCUCCACCACCCUGCAGGCCCAUAUAUCAUGGAGUACUCCAGAGUUCAAGAGAUUAGACUGCAGCUUCAAGGGAAAAGACCUACAGACUGACUGUUUCAACUAUAUAAAGGUCCUACUGCGUUUGAAUAGCACACAUCUCUAUGUGUGUGGAACAUAUGCCUUCAGUCCUGCUUGUGCAUACAUUAACACCCCCAGUUUCUCUCUGGAGAAGAAUUCAGAUGGACAGAUCAUUAUGGAGGAUGGACGCAGCCGCUGCCCUUUCAACCCAGAGCACAAAUCAACUGCCAUCAUAGUGGAUGGGUCACUGUAUACUGGCACUGUCAGUAACUUCCUGGGAAGUGACUCAACUAUAUACAGAAGUCUUGGCCCUGGGACAGCUCUCAAAACAGAGAGAUUUCAGAACUGGCUUGAAGACCCCAUGUUUGUGGGCUCUGCGUAUAUCGGUCCCAGUGAAUCAGAGAAGAGUGCAGCCAACGCUGGUGACCAUGUUUAUUUCUUCUUCAGUGAGACGGGGAAGGAGUAUGCUUUCUUUGAUAAAACCGUAGUGUCCCGUGUCGCACGUGUCUGUAAGAGAGAUCAGGGAGGUGAGAGGGUUUUACAGAAGAAGUGGACGACUUUUCUGAAAGCUCAGCUCCAGUGUUCAUUACUUGAUGAUGGUUUCCCCUUUAAUGUAAUUCAGGAUGUAUAUGUGCUCCCAGCUCAGCUCAAACAACACACACUUCUCUAUGGAACCUUCACCUCUCAGUGGAGUACAAGUAUGUCGGGGAGUUCAGCUGUAUGCGUGUUCAGCAUGGAGGAGGUUGAACAAGCAUUUAACGGACGUUACAAAGAGAUCAACAGAGAGACAAAACAGUGGUACACACACACGCAGCCUGUACCAGAACCACGCCCUGGAGCGUGUAUUACUAAUGCUUCAAGGCAGAUGGGAAUCAUGUCAUCCCUUGACAUGCCUGACAAAGUGCUGAAUUUUGUGAAGGACCAUUUCCUAAUGGACAGCGUGAUUAAAAGCCAACCUGUGCUAAUAACACACAAUGCACGAUACACACAGAUAGCUGUGCAUCGCACAGCUGGACUGCACAGAGUUUACGACGUCAUGUUCCUUGGUACAGAUAAUGGGCGGGUGCAGAAGGCUGUGAAUGUAAAUGGCAGUAUGCACAUCAUUGAAGAGAUCAAUGUGUUUCAACAGCCACAGUCAAUACAAAACAUGGAGCUGGACCCAAACAGGGGUUUGUUGUUUGUGUCCUCACACUCUGGUGUGGUGCAGUUGCCUGUUUCUAACUGCAGUUUCUAUAACAACUGUGGAGAGUGUUUGUUAGCCAGAGACCCUUACUGCGCCUGGACAGGCACACACUGCACAGACCUCACUCACACUCUCCCUCAGAGCCAAUGGGAGCAGGACGUGGAGGAGGCAGACGUUUUAACCAAAUGCAAACAGACAGCACCUCUCACAGGUAAAUCUGCAGCUGAGUCGGAGUGUGAGCUCAUUGUCGUUCCUGCUAAUACACCCCACCUGCUGACUUGCAAGCAGCGCUCCAACUUUGCCCGCAAGAUUUGGGAAUACAACACCUCUGCAGCUCAUCUCAUGCAUUCACUUCAGAAUGGAGGACUACUUGUUCAACUCCAGGCUGGCAGAGAGGAGCCUGUUACUUGCUGGUCAGAAGAGAAGGGCUUCUUACAACGUCUAGCCGAUUUCUGUGUUAGAGCGGAGCCUUCCUCCGAGACCACCCCUCUGACUGGGAUUUUACAGAUGCCCCGCCCACUCCACAACACGUCAGUCAUCUUACCUGGUAAAACGUCCCACUCUGCUCGAAUGGAUGUGAAGACCUACAGGACAGAACUGAUCGUAGUGUCUGUGUUGUUCUUUGUGUGUGUGUGUGUGGUGACAGCAGUGAAAUGGUGUAGCUGUCACAUAACAGAUGUCCCGUGUAAGGGUGUUCGGACUAGCAGGCAGCAGAGGAGGCUGAGGACUGUGGGUAAUCCAGCCCUGGGUUUGCCCCUAAAUGGAGCAGUGUUUGAUGAUGAAUACUGCUACAUUGGGGAUCCCGCACAAGAGACCACUCCAGCACACGUCUUCAAUAGGGAAACUGAAAUACACAACUGGACAGGGGGGUUCGGAGAAAGUGACAAAGAAACCGAUGACCCCUGCCCAUGUCCGCGAGUACGCCUGGGCUCUGAGAUCAGAGACACUGAUGUAUAA